This is a messenger RNA of Myxozyma melibiosi, 1997 nucleotides long. RefSeq names its product triose-phosphate transporter family-domain-containing protein. Gene Ontology annotation, biological process: UDP-glucose transmembrane transport. The transcript is spliced from 4 exons. NCBI's taxonomy places the organism in Eukaryota, Fungi, Ascomycota, Lipomycetes, Lipomycetales, Lipomycetaceae. Gene Ontology annotation, molecular function: antiporter activity. Bases 378 to 1889 code for a protein of 503 amino acids. The record is from RefSeq and is a predicted model, not a curated record. Gene Ontology annotation, cellular component: Golgi apparatus; endoplasmic reticulum-Golgi intermediate compartment; cis-Golgi network.
AGCAGCAGCAGCGGCAGCAGCAGCCAGAAGAAGCAGGAGUCAAGGAAAGGAAAAGAAGAAUUGUCAGUUGUGUGUGCGAGAACUGAGGAUAUUUUGCUGUUUUUGCUGGAUUUGGAAGAGCGAAUCUAAGAGGCGAAAGAUAAUUUGGGUGGAGAAAGAGUGGAGAGUGCGACGGACCUUGCCAAGGGAAGAUUUAAGAAAAACGACCGAGUGCAGCGCAACAAGGCGACAACCUCGGAAAACGCGUUUGUUUUCUUCGAUACUCUUGAGAUUAAGUCAAAGAAGCGCUAUUGAUACACUCGCUACGCAGGACGUAUAGAGCGCAGCAGCAAAACAGCGACGCGGUACAAGGAAAACAGCAACAAAGAGCAACAAGAAUGAGCUACGCACCAGUUGGCCAAAGAUCGUCGGUCGCGAUAGCAGACGACAUAGACGACGAUAAGGAGCUCGCGCGGUCUGCUGCCUCGUCGCGGUCGACGACGACCGCGCACCGGCGGACGAACUCGAUCUCGGUCGGCGGGCAGCAAUCGCACGCGGACGAGAGCCUGCCUUCGCUGGCGGGAGGAGAGAAUCAGCAGCAGCGGAGGAAGACGAUGGAGUCGAUUCGGUCGAUCGAUGACGAGAUUGCGUUUGAUAUCGACGACGCGGAUCCGUAUUCUGUCAACCCUGCGAGUGUGAGAUCGAACGAGCAGUGGACAGGUGGGUUGAAGCCGCGGCUGCCGAUGUCGACGAAUAGGAUAUUGAUUGGCAAGAUUUUUGCGAAUGUGGUGUUUAUCUUGCUGUGGUAUUGUUUCUCGCUUUCUAUUUCACUGUACAACAAAUGGAUGUUCUCAGAGGACUACCUCAACUUCAAAUUCCCGCUCUUCGCAACCUCAAUGCAUAUGAUCACGCAGACAUUAUUAGCUGGUCUAGUCCUCUACUUCAUCCCGCGGUUCCGACCCCGGCCGGAGGCGAAGAUGACCUGGAAGACCUACAUAUUUCGAGUUGGAUCGUGUGGUGUCGCGACUGGUGGUGACAUUGGGCUUGGAAAUAUGUCGCUUCGAUACAUCACUCUUGGAUUUUACACCAUGGUAAAAUCCUCAAACCUCGUCUUCGUACUAUUAUUCGCAUUCCUAAUGCGUCUAGAGCGCCCAACAUUCAGACUAAUCGGCAUCAUCACGCUAAUGACGAUCGGCGUGGUAAUGAUGGUCGCCUCCGAAACCGAGUUUGUCCUCCUCGGCUUCCUCCUCGCCCUAGCUGCCGCGAUGCUCUCCGGCCUGCGCUGGUCACUAACCCAGAUCCUCCUAAAAUCCAACGCGGCAACAUCGAACCCGUUCUCGACAAUCUUCUACCUCGCGCCGGUGAUGUGCGUCACUUUAUUCCUCCUCGCGAUCCCGAUCGAGGGACUGGGAAAUUUCAUCACCGCACCCGUCUGGCGCGAGGAAUCGUUUAUAAUGUGGGUCCUCAUCCUCGUUGCGCCGGGGGUGAUUGCAUUCCUCAUGACCUCCGCCGAGUUUUUCCUGCUCAACCGCACGAACGUCAUCACACUCUCGAUCGUCGGCAUUUUCAAAGAAGUCCUCACGAUCGGCGUGUCCGCGGGUGUGUACGGCGACAGACUCACCGUCGUCAACGUAUCCGGCCUCGUACUCACGCUGAUCGCCAUCGCGCUGUAUAACUACUUCCGGAUAAAAUCCAUGCGUGAGAAGAUUAUAUUCCAGCAGCAGCAAGGCGGCGCGGCGGGCGCGAGCGGCGGCGCGAGGAUGGAGGGCGGGGCGAGUUAUGUGCCGUUGGAUGAGGGGAGGAGGGAGAGUGUUGAGGAGGAGGAGGGGGAUGAGGUGUUUGAGAUGCAGAGGAUGUCGCCGCCGCCGAAUUACGCGGACGCGAUUGGAAGGGAGGAAGGGCGGCGGUGAAGAUAGAGUGUUGAAUCUUGCUCGCAUUUUAUCAAAAAGAAUGGGUUUUGGAUGUGCUGUGUAAAUAAAAGCAAGGAGGGUUUUUAAAAUGCUCGAGAUCUCUACACG